Striga asiatica is the source of this 871-nucleotide messenger RNA. The record is from the annotation of a GenBank genome assembly. NCBI's taxonomy places the organism in Eukaryota, Viridiplantae, Streptophyta, Magnoliopsida, Lamiales, Orobanchaceae.
CACCCCCCGCUCCCGCUCUUCAUUCCACUGCCCUUCAUCUUCACCAAAAAUUCAUCUCUUGCAUCUUCACGAGACAAUCGAACACCUCACGAGCAAAAUCGAACGGAGUCCCUUGCCGACCUCGCCGUCACGCCGUCUCUUCUGACCUCACGCGACCUUGCCGUCACGCGACCUCGCCGUCACGCCCUCUCUUCUGACCGAACACGACCUCGCCGUCACGCCACUUUUGGACAGCAUGCUAGGGAGCUUAUUAUAACUGAGCUAGCAUUGAGGAUCCUUCCUAUUCUGAGAGAAGAGGAAUUUUUGUCCAAUGUGGACCGAUCUGAUUUGAAUAGAACACUUGAUAGGCUUGUUAUAAAGAUUGUUCCCCUGGAAAAUUUGAUUGGCCGCAAACUUGUAGAAGAUGGAGAGCUUUGUGAGAGGCGAAAUGGAAGGGGUGUUGAUCUCAUCGGAAUUGGAGUAAAACCUGGUACUGCUCCUUUCAGCGAGCCUGAGACUCAGAUAACGAGAAAAUUGGCUAUUUCAUUUGAACCAUACAUUUGGGUUAAUUUGCACUCCGGGAAGGAGAGAGUUUUGAAUGUCUGGUCGACUGCAUUCUUCAAGAUGCUCAACAUAGGCGUGAUGCAGAUGGAUGGGCUUCAGACAAAGGCAAUGGCUUCCAGUUUUGACAAUUGGGUAUCGAUAGAUGACUACCUUAAUGGACAGGAACAGUAGAUACGGCAAAAAAAUGGAAGUUCUUGACCUUGGACUUCAGGAGAUAAGGACGUAUUUGAAGUUGUUCUUGUUGUCUUCAGUGCUCCUACUGUUCAUGUUCUGUACAAGAAUUUCCAAGAGCACUAGGCCCAUUGUUCAUGUUUUUUUUUUUUUAUUU